Anthonomus grandis grandis is the source of this 2444-nucleotide messenger RNA. RefSeq names its product short transient receptor potential channel 5-like. The record is from RefSeq and is a predicted model, not a curated record. Lineage: Eukaryota; Metazoa; Arthropoda; Insecta; Coleoptera; Curculionidae. Gene Ontology annotation, biological process: regulation of cytosolic calcium ion concentration; manganese ion transport; calcium ion transmembrane transport. Gene Ontology annotation, cellular component: membrane; cation channel complex. The transcript has 2 exons. Bases 68 to 2380 code for a protein of 770 amino acids. Gene Ontology annotation, molecular function: inositol 1,4,5 trisphosphate binding; store-operated calcium channel activity; protein binding.
UAUAUACGUCACUUGUAACUUAUUGUCAAUUUAUAUAAUAUUUCUACAACCUGAAUUAACAAAAAAUAUGAACGAACAAAAAAAAUCACCCCAACACUUGGGGGUACCCUACCAAAGGUUAUCCGACGAAGCGGAUCACUUGGCUCCCCGACCCAGCAUUUUACUACCUCACUUGCAAGAAUCAGAAAAAAAAUUCUUCGAACUUGUAGCAUCCGGGGACGUAUUGGCUGUAAAAGAUUAUCUGGAAAAAAUACCAAACUUCAACAUAAACUGUGUUAACUUCCAAGGGGUCUCGGCCCUAAAAGUGGCAGUUCAAAAUCAUAUGGAGCCAAUGGUUGAGUUUCUUUUAACUAGACCCGGAAUUGAUAUUGGAGACUGUAUUCUACAUGCAGUAAAAGACAACCAAGUAAAAAUCCUUCAAGCCCUAUUGCAGAAAAUCACAGAAAUAGCUCCAAGUUUGGAAUUCGUUGGUGUGACGCACAGUACCGACUUUCCCGAUUAUGUUACACCUUUAAUUCUUGCCGCACAAUGCGGCCAUUAUGAGAUUAUUGAACUUUUAAUUCAGAGAGGUCACACGAUAAGUAAACCACACCCGCCCAGCUGCAGGUGUGCUGAUUGUAGGGUGCAUCUAGAAAGGGAUGAUCUUCUACAUGCUGAAAGUUUACGGUUAAACCUAUAUCGAGCAGUCUGUAACCCAGCCUAUAUUUGCCACUCAACCCACGACCCAAUUUUAGUGGCUUUUCACUUAUCUCAAGAACUGAAAGAAUGUUCCAGUUUAGUGUCAGAGUUUCGAGCAGCAUAUCAUGAACUGUCUACGGAAAUCAGCUCUUUUGCUGUAGACCUCAUCGCUUGCUGUAGAAGCACCAGCGAAAUGGAAGUCAUUUUAAAACAAUCGGCCGGAAUGUCGUCGAGGAUUAUAUACAGUUUACCUCGUCUAGCGUUAGCCAUGGAUUAUAAACAGAAAACGUUUGUGGCUCAUCCGAAUACUCAGCAAAUAGUUGAGGCUACAUGGAGUGGUGACUGGCACGAGUAUAAACUAAAAUCACCAUUGGUCAGCUAUUUAUUACCCGUAUUACGAAUAUUUGUGUUGCCUGUGAUUGCUUUGAUGUGCCUGGCAUUACCAAAUCACACACUUACGAAGCACUGGAGCAUCCCCUUAAAUAAAAUGAUAAGCCAUAUUGCAUCUUACUCAGUGUUUUUGCUGUUAAUAUUCUUGCAAUCGAACAUGGAUAAAACUGGGCAAAAGAGACAGCCACCUAAUUCAGGACUGGAGAUACCAAUAAUGCUUUUCGUUGCAGGGCAUAUUUGGGCUAGCCUCAGAAUGCUAUUACUCAUUGGGCCUGUAUCGUAUUUUAAGAAAUUGUGGAACUGGCAUGCGGUGAUUAACAACCUUAUGUUUUUGUUAACGUUUUUAUUUUGGCUAGCGUCAUAUUUUGACGCUCAACAUAACGAUCAAGUUGACUUGGAACGCAAAUACUGGCAUUCAUUGGACCCCAUAUUAAUUGCAGAAGGAACAUUUGCAGUCGCUGUAAUAAUGGCUUACUUCAAACUAUUGUUCUUUUGCAGGCUUAAUUAUUACGUUGGGCCGCUUCAAAUUUCUUUAGGAAAAAUGUGUGCCGACAUGGCAAAGUAUUUUACAAUAUUUUCAAUAAUUAUUAUUUCUUUUACUGCCGGUCUAUGUAGGUUUUAUCAAUAUUACGAUGGGAUGGUGCAGGUUGACGAAAACGAUAUGAAAACUCAACAAGUAUCUUCUUUUGUUGACUUCAGUUCUACACUGAAAACAUUCUUUUGGGCAAUAUUAUGCAUGUCCUCCCUAGAAAGUGCUGAUGUGAUCAUAGAAAAUUUACCAGGCGACACACCAAAAACAACCAUAAUCAAUAAACACGAUUUUACCGAAGCUGUUGGUUAUAUAUGCUUCGCACUAUUUGAAGUCCUUAUUGUCAUCAUGAUAUUAAAUAUGCUCAUUGCUACUAUGUCUUCCACCUUUCAGCGAGUCUUAGACAACCUGGAUGUGGAAUGGACCUAUGGCAAAACCGAUUUUUACCUCGAAUACAUGCUUCACACAACACUUCCUUCACCAUUAAACCUAAUACCCACCCCUAGUGGAGUUACAAUGUUUAUGGAGACCAUGAAUGGUACAAGAAGUGCUGGUAAUACCGAAGUUUCAGGUGGAUGUUGUCAAAGAGGCAAUUCGCAACAGCCGAAGGUAAAAUCAGAACCUGCGAUAGAAUAUCCAGCUCUGAUGUCUCUAUUGGUCCAAAGAUACUUUAGAGAAAAAGAUGAGGCAAACCAGGCAGCGAGCGAGUUGGACGUUCUGAGGCAAGAAAUUCACGAACUAAAGGCAUUGCUUAAUGACAUUAUCGCGGAAAAAGAAGAGUAGGAAAAAAUACGUCUGGAUUUUUUAUCUAAUUUUAUAAGUAAAAAUAAAAAUGUAUUUUAAAUCA